CACAGCAGACCAUUAUCUGCGCAACAGGAGAGACGGGGAGGGGAAACGCGCAAGGUCUGUCCGCUGUCAGGACAGCAGAGCAAAACUUUACUAACACAUAAAACAACCACAACAACAACAAAAAAAAAUGAGUAUGUACGGCUCCACUUCAAAAUUGGCCACAAUGGGCCAGAAAAGUCAUUCGCGACCGGAUUUGGCGAGUUCAGCUUUUCGAAACGAAAUGUUUUACGGUGGGAACGGCUACCAGGGCGAUUUCCAAGCAGCGGACGGCGGAUACUCCUACACCUUCUCCAGGAGCUCCACGCACGGCGGGGGGUUCGGAGGACAGAAAGUGCAAGUCAGCAAGGGCGGCGGGAGCGGAGGUGGUGGAAUGGGUGUACACCCUAUUCAGCAAAAAUCUCUAUUCCUGACCAGCCAGUGUCAAGAUUAUCUGCAGAGAGCAAGCAUGGUUCUCCAGAAUGGGGGUUCACCUAUGGAGGCGGAGAAGUACAUGCUUAUGGCUGCAGAAUCCUUGGAGCAGCUGAGGGUCUGUGGCCGAGAGCUUCAGCAACUGCGUAUACCUAGUGAUGUUUUCAGAAAUUUAGAACACCUCCAGAACAUGUACGCUGGUACCCAACAGCAACUUGGUAUGGCCAGAAGAGGAAGCAGGGGCAGUGUGGGCUCCCUUGAUGGGGGGAGGAUCUUUAAUGAUGCCAUGGCCUGGAUUGCCCAACAGAAGCGUAUGAUUGAGACAUCGCCAUGGGGGGAUGACUUAGCCACCAUAGAAAACCAAAUCCUAAGCCACAACAAAACCCACAGCUCUAUCCAAAGGAGCCAGGAAGUAGACCGUGCCAGAGAUGAACUGAGGGGCGACAAGUACAACCUUUCCAUCCUGGAACAAGAAUGGGAAAGCUUGCAGAAAAUGUCCUACAGCCGUAUUAGUCAGCUGCGUGAGCUUCAGAACAUCAUUGAGGAAAUCUCCCGAGCCAUCAUGUGGGUGAAUGACAGGGAGGAAGAGGAACUUGUGUUUGACUGGGGAGACAAGAACAUCGACCAGUACAUCCCCAAGAAGCAAGAGAGCUACUCAAGGCUGAUGAGGGACCUGGAGGAGAAGGAGAAGGAGCUAAACAAGCUGAAGGUGAAAGCAGAUGGACUCCUGAACAACAACCACCCUGCCUCGGAUAAGAUUGAAGCCUACAUGGAUACCUUGCAGACCCAGUGGAGCUGGCUUCUUCAGAUCACCAAGUGUAUCUAUGUUCACUUGAAGGAGAAUGCUGCCUACAGUCAAUUUUUCAAGGAGGCCAACGAGACCUAUUCAAAGCUGCAGAAGGAGCAUGAGACUAUCCGAAGCAAGUUCACCUGCGACAAGAACACCCCACUGGAUAACCUCACUGAACUCCUGAAAAACCUGGAGAGAGAGAGGGAGCGAAUCAUGGAAAAUAAAAGACAGGUCCAAAGUCUGGUCAACAAGUCUAAGACCAUUGUCAGGCUGAAACCUCGUAACCCUGAGGAGAAGAGCAGCAGCCCUGUCCUCGUCCAGGCCUUAUGUGACUUUAAACAAGACCAGAAAGGGAUUUUAAAAGGGAAUGAGGGUAUCCUGAAGGACAACUCGCAGCGCAGCAAGUGGCUUGUGACAGGACCUGGAGGUCUGGAUAUGUUGAUUCCCUCUGUGUGUCUGCUCAUCCCCCCACCAAACCCGCUCAGCAUUGGCCUCGCCAACAAGAAUGAGCAGUAUUAUGAAGCCAUCAUGGGCAUCUGGAAUCAGCUCUACAUCAACAUCAAGAGUCUCAUCUCGUGGCAGUAUUGCCUCAAAGACAUCAAUUACAUCAACUCUCUCACUGUCAGCAUGUUGUCCAAGAUGCGUCCUGAGGAGUACCGCAGUGUCAUUAAAAGACUGGAAACUCACUACCAAGAGUUCCUGCGUACCAGCCAGGGUUCGGAGAUGUUUGGGGAGGAGGAUAAGAAAUCCAUCCAGGGCCACUUUGAUAAAGCCCAGAGCUAUUACGAUACAUUGAUCAUCCAGCUGCCUUCUUACAAUGAGGCCAAUAAAGGGGGCGAAGCGGUGAAGCCUGAACCCCCAAAACCAUCUCAGACACACAAGGUUUCCACUUCUACCCUCAGCCUUACCCUGCUCAGUAGCCUGCAAGAAAUUCGACGCAGGCUGGAGCUGGCUGAGUCCGGUCUCACCAGUCAUCUCCAUAUUCCCAUGGGGGACAACAGUGUGCACCACUGCUCAGUGCACAUCCAGAAGCUGCAGACUGUGCACCAAGAUUUGGACUCCAUUCAUGAUCAGUACCUGCGCCUAAGAGAGAAGAUUAUAAAGCAGCUGGAAGGGAUACCAGCAGACUCCGAGCAAGCCAAGUUCCUCCGCUCUGAACUAGAAAUCAUCAACCAAAAACUGGGAGGUCUGCAGGGUCUCUACUCAGCCUACCUUCAAAGGCUGUCAGCUCUUAAGGCUUUGCUUCAGAGCCUUUUUCAGGCUGAGGAUAUCAUUAAAGUCCAUGAGGCCCGCCUCACAGAGAAGGAGACCACCUCUCUGGACCUUCGGGAGGUGGAAAACUAUCGGAGCACGCUAAAGCAAAUGAGGAGUGAUCUGGAGCAAAAAAGAGACCUGCUGACAGCUAUGGAGUCUGACCUGGCUAAAGCAAUUCACUGGAAUGGUCAAAUUUCUGAGUCCUUCCACAAGUGUGACGUGGACUUGUCUAAAUACUCAGACCUGGUGAGUCAGCUGUCUGACCGCUGGCGCCGGAUCCAAACCCAGAUUGAUAGCAGAAUGUGGGAUUUGGAGAAGCAGGAGAAACAGCUGAAACAUUAUCAGCAGAACAGCACUUCCUUGGAACAGUGGAUAGACAAUGCCAGGAAGCGCCAGGACAACCUUCAGAUGGUUAAACUCAGUGACAUCCAGACCCUAAUGGACCACCUCAACCAGCAGAAGGCACUUCACACUGAAAUUAAAGGAAAGAAGGAGAAAGUAGAGGAUGUGCAGAAAAAUGCAGACACCUGUGCUGCAUCCAUAAAGGACUAUGAGUUGCAGCUGGCUUCCUACAGUUCGGGCCUGGAAACUCUGCUUAAUAUUCCUAUCAAGAGAACAAUGCUGCAGUCCCCUGCCUCUGUGGUUAGACAAGAGGCGGCUGACCUCCAGUCCCGGUACAUAGAGCUUCUAACCCGCUCUAGUGACUACUACAAGUUCCUAGGGGAGAUGCUGAAGAACAUGGAAGAGCUGAAGAUCAGGAACACCAAAAUUGAGAUGCUAGAGGAGGAGCUGAGGCGUCUUAAGGAGGACAUCCAGGAUCAUAAUCAGAAAAACAAGUCUCUGGAGGAUGCUUUGUCCCGCUACAAGCUGGAACUCACUCAAUCAAAAGAGGAGCUAAUUUCUAUGGAGAAAGUGAAGAUGACCACAGCAAUGCAAGUCAGUGCUGCCAAGGAGAACCUGGACAGCACACAAAGCCAGCUUCAAGAUCUUAACAGCCAGCUGACCCGCAUUAAAUACCAGCUGGAUGAGGAAAACAGGAAAAGAAGGCUGGCGGAGGAGCGCUACACCAGCCAGCAAGAAGAGUAUGAGGCGUCUGUUCGCCGCAGACAGAAAGAACUGGAAGAGCUCAACUGGAUCAAGAUUGACUUAGAGAAGACUGUGAAGGACAAAGAACGUGAACUGGAGAGGAUGAAGUUACUGCUAGAAGAGGAGGCGACGCGUCGACGAAAUGCUGAAUCAGAUAUCUCAAAGGUAAGAACACAGUGCACCCAGGAGAUUAAUCAACUUAAGCACACAUUUGAGAAAGAGAUCCAUGUUACCAAGACGACGAUCCUGAAAGCAUCACAACAGAAAGAAGAAGAUACAGCAGAACUGAGACAGCAAGUUGACAGACUGACUGUUGAGAAGAGAGAUCUAGAGGAGGAGCUGAGGAGACUGAAACAGUCCAUAGCUCACACCGAAGAGCAGAAGUCCAGAGCAGAGCAGGAGGCCAGCCAGCAGAGGGCCUCAGUGGCACAGGAAACAAGGAUGCGCAGUGAGCUGGAGGUGCAGUUGAGAACCCUCAGGCAGCAGAGAGAAGAGAAUGAGCUUAAAGUAAAGGAAGCCACCAAAAACAAUCAGGAAAAGUCCAGACAGAUCAGCAUGCUAACAUUUAACCUGGAUGAAGAGGGGAAGAAGAGGAGAGCUCUGGAAUUGGAAAUCAGUCACUUAAAACAAGCUGAGUCAGAGCUGAAGGCAAAGAACAUAUCCUAUCUUGAGGCAAUUAACAAGCUUAAAGUGACUGAGCAGGAGAUCCGCAUUACCCGAGUGGAGCUGGAUAAGCAAACCAGUGAGAAAAGCAAAGCCGAGCAGAAUUCUGCCAGGCUGCAAAGCCGUAUCCGUGAACUUCAGUGCUCUCUGGAUGGGAUGGAGGCUGAGUUGGAGAAGCAAAAGAAGGCAAACCAAGAGGAGUUCACCCGUAGAAAGAGGAUGGAGGCUGAGCUGGAGAGGAUGACAGUUACCUGCAGAGAGCACACUACCACAAUUAAUACACUGAAAUCUGUUCAGCUAGAGGUUUCCACCUCAGGAAGGAAGUAUGAGCAAGACCUGAGGGCCCUACAAGAGGCUCUGGACAAGAGCAUGAGGGAGCAUAAACUCACCAAGGAGGAAUUGGCAGCUGUAACAGCUGAGCUGAAGACACUGAAACAGAAGCUCCUGCAGGAACAGGCCCGAAUUCAUGAGCUCAACCAACGUAAUGAGAGUCUGUAUAAGACCAUUGAGGAGAAGAGCCGCCAGCUUAAUGAAUACACUACAGAGAUCGAAAAGCUGAAGACUCUGACACAGAACCUGACAAAGGAGAGACUGAGGUUGGAGGAGGAGCUGAGGGCAGUUAGACAGGAGAGAGAUGAGCUGAAGCUUUCCAAAGACACUAUUGAUGGAGAAAGUGCCACUCAGAUCUCAGCCUUGCAUGUCCAGCUUCAGAGUAGUACCAAGAGGACAGUGGAGCUCCAGGCUCUCAUCAGUGACCUGACCAAGGAGAGAGAAAAGCUUAAAUUGGAAAUAGACAAAUUCCAAAAGCAAUCGAUUGAGACAUCCAUGGUGGUGCAUGAGUCCCAGAGCAAAUACAGUGAGCUGCUGCUGGAGAAGGACAGUUUGCUAUCCAAGCUUAAAUUGCUGGAGCAGGACAAGAAUCGUCAGCAGCGCAUAGAGGAGGAGCUCAGCCGCAUCAAGCUGACACUAGAGACUGAGCUUCGCAACAAACAGCGGCUGAAGGAUGAAAACAGUUCCAUCCUCAAGGAUUUCAACACUAUGAAAAGCCAGUAUGAACUGAGGGACAGCCAGAUUAGGCAGUAUGAAUCAGACAGAGACAAGGCUGAUCGUGAGAGGCUGUCCCUGAAGAAUGAGAUUGAGAGGCUCAUGAGGGAGUUAAAGAUUGUUGAAGAGAGGUACAAGAGCCGGCUGCUGAGCUCUGAAAAGGAGGCAUCAGACCUAGCACUCAAGAGAGAUGUCCUGGAGAGAGAGAUUCAGAGGCUACAGCAGAGACCAUGCACUCUGAGCAGGCAGACCCAGACAGAUGAGAAGGUCCCAUUAGUUGAUCCGUCCAAGUUAACUUUUGAUGGGGUGCGCCGCAAAGUCACAGCCCACCAGCUUUACGAUUGCGGUAUAAUAAGUAAAACCACUCUAGACCAGCUCCUAAAGGGACAGAAGACCGUAAAUGAGGUAGCUGUGGACAUCCAACUUAGUCUGAAGGGUACUGGCAUUAUUGCUGGUAUGACAAGUUCUCAAGGGAAAAUGCCAUUCACUGAAGCUAAAAACAAGGACCUCCUCAGCCCAGAGAGCGCCCUCAUGCUUCUAGAAGCUCAAGCAGCAACAGGCUACAUAGUGGACCCCAAAUUUAAUGAAAAGAUGCCUGUGGAUACUGCCUGUUCCCGAGGGAUUGUAGACACAGAAGACAGAGACAUCUUGGUGACAGCUGAAGCAGCUAGCACAGGCUUCAAAGAUCCAUACACUGGCAAAGUAUUAUCUGUGGGUCAGGCUUGCAAACAGGGCCGCAUAGACAAAGAAACAACCAUCCGCUUACUACAGGCUCAGGAUUCUGUGGGAGGCAUAUUGGAUCCUGUUCUGAGUGUCUACCUUCCAAAGGAUCUGGCCUUGGAUCGCAAUCUUAUUGAUGAAGAGCUCUACGGGGCUUUGCACAAAAAACCUGCCUGCUACCUGGAUCCUGCGACAGGAGAGAAGAUAAGCUAUAACGACCUUAGGAAAAAAUGUACAAUGGAACCUGUUUCUGGCUUGCUUCUGCUACGUGGCCCAGAAAAGCAUAUUGCACACAAAAUAAAGGGUAUCCGUAAAGAUGUCUCUGUCACAGAGCUCAUCAAGGCUGAGCUGUUGGAUGAAACUGAUUUGAUUAAACUUGAUGAAGGCAAGCUCACCAUCAAAGAAAUUGAAGAAAAGCUGAAGUCCUUCCUCUAUGGCUCUACCUGUAUUGCAGGUAUCUACGACGAGGCCAAUGACCGAAUCCUGCCUUUCUAUCAAGCAAUGAAGGAAGGUCUGCUGAUGAGAGGAACCACUCUGGAGCUUCUUGAGGCCCAGGCUUCUUCUGGCUUCAUUGUUGAUCCAGUCAACAAUGUCUUCUUGACAGUGGAGGAAGCUACAAAGAGAGGCCUGAUAGGGAAAGAGUUUAAGAAUAAGCUGUUGUCUGCAGAGAAGGCAGUAACUGGAUACAAAGACCCAUCCACAGGAAAGACAAUCUCCCUCUUCCAGGCUAUUGAGAAAGAACUUAUUGAGAAAGGUCAUGGAAUCCGUCUGCUUGAGGCUCAGAUUGCCAGCGGUGGGAUUAUUGACCCCAUUGAGAGCCACCGUAUUGAUGUCGCUGUUGCCUAUAAAAGGGGGUAUUUUGAUGAGGAGAUGAAUGAGAUCCUAACUUAUGAAGGAGAUGACACAAAGGGGUUCUUUGACCCUAAUACCAAGGAAAAUCUAACAUAUCUUCAGCUGAAGGACAGGUGCAUCAAAGAUGCCAAAACAGGCCUUAUACUCCUACCCCUCAAAGACAAGAGGAAGCCCCAGAAAUCGCAGGAAAGCCGUACCAAUAUCCUCCGCAAAAGACGGGUUGUGAUUGUUGACCCAGACACUGGACUGGAGAUGUCAGUGAGGGAGGCAUAUCACCGGGAGCUGAUUGACUAUGACACCUUCCUGGACCUGUCCGAGCAAGAAUGUGAGUGGGAGGAAAUAACUGUCAAGGGACCAGAUGGUGCUGCACGUUUGGUGAUAGUGGAUAGGAAAACAGGAACCCAGUACGACAUCCAGGACUGUGUGGAGCGUGGGAUCAUUGACCAGACGUCUUUUGAUCAGUAUCGUUCUGGAAUGCUCACCUUGACCCAGUUUGCUGACAAAAUUACCAGUAGAACCAGCAGCACUGAGAUGACCAUUUCAGCCAGCAGUGUUGAUGACAUGGUCACCUGCAGCAGCCCCACCCAGGCUACACCAUCCUCCCCAACUGUCCGCAAACGCUUCAGCAGUAUUUCUAUUACUGUCUCUCCCCCUGAGAUGUUUGAUGACCAGAGCCCUGUGGCAGCCAUAUUUGACACAGAGACACUGGAGAAGAUAACAAUUCCUGAAGGGCUCCGAAGAGGCAUAGUUGACACUAUUACAGCACAGAGGUUGCUUGAGGCCCAGGCAUGCACAGGUGGUAUUAUCAACCCUGCCACUGGCGAGAGACUGUCACUGCAGGAUGCUGUCCAUCAGAGCAUCAUUGAAGAAAGCAUGGCUAAUAAGCUGAAACCUGCUCAGAAAGCCUAUGUUGGUUUUGAGGAUGUGAAGACUAAAAGAAAGAUGUCUGCAGCAGAAGCAGUAAAGGAGACAUGGCUGCCUUAUGAGGCAGGUCAGAGAUUUUUGGAGUUUCAGUACCUGACAGGAGGCCUGGUUGAGCCUGGCUCUGGACGUCGCAUUACCAUUGAAGAGGCUAUCCGCAAGGGGUGGCUGGAUGGUCAAGGGGCCCAGAAGCUUCAGGAUACACGGAACCACCAGAAAAACCUGACCUGUCCCAAGACAAAACUGAAGAUCUCCUACAAGGAAGCCAUGGACAACUGCAUGGUAGAGGAAAGCAAUGGCAUGAAGAUGCUGCAGGCUUCCUCAAUGUCCACUAAGGGAAUCAGCAGCCCUUACAAUGUCUCUAACCCAGGAUCUCGCUCUGGGUCCAGGGCUGGUUCCCGUGCUGGCUCCAGGAGUGGAUCUCGUAGGGGCAGUGUGGAUUACUCCUCUACUUACACCUACAGCUUCUCUUCCUUCAGCUCCAACAGUCUCUCUUAAAGCACAGCACAGAAAAACUCUCAUUAUAACUCGAAGUUCCUAUGCAAUUUGAGUACAUUUUUAACAGUUUGCUUUUCUGCUACUUAUUAGAUAUUGGGAGAGUUGUUCAAAUGCUGAAUCUGAUUCAUUCAAACGUUUUGAUUAUUUGCAGUUUUUGGUGAUUUGGUGUUUGAAUAUCGUGCAUAUUUUUGAGUAUAAUUCUUUUUCUUCUAACGCAUACAUUUUGAAUGGAUAUAUUUUUCAUAGCUCAUAUCAACAUAUGGCUUUUUUAGAAUGUAAUGUCAUGUUAUUUUAAAAUGUGCUUGUUGACUUCAACUUCACUAUGCCCUCAAAAUUAAUUUAGCUAUUUUUAUUCUUAGUUUAUUGCAGCUUGAGUCAUGUAUGUUUCCUUCUAUUUUUUUAAGAAAAAAAAAACGUUUUGUUAACUGCAAAUGCUGAAGUUUAGCUCAAGAGGCUGACUUGAAAUAGUAUGCAUUAG
This is a messenger RNA of Toxotes jaculatrix (banded archerfish), 8714 nucleotides long. RefSeq names its product desmoplakin a (gene dspa). The record is from RefSeq and is a predicted model, not a curated record. Gene Ontology annotation, molecular function: structural molecule activity. Gene Ontology annotation, cellular component: intercalated disc; cytoplasm; plasma membrane. Gene Ontology annotation, biological process: wound healing; cell-cell adhesion; skin development. The coding region runs from base 128 to 8236 and encodes 2702 amino acids. The transcript has 24 exons. NCBI's taxonomy places the organism in Eukaryota, Metazoa, Chordata, Actinopteri, Toxotidae.